UAAAUUGCGAGCACAGAACAAUCCAGAACGACCGUUUUGCCGCCGUAUCAGCCUAUCCGCCUCUGCACUCUUCAAACCUCACAUAAACCCACACCUCUUUCUUUCUCUGUCUGAACCCCUCUACCAGAGCGACGUCGUUUCGCUUCCAUGGCUUCCAUAUCGGUGGACAUCGCCACGACCCUUAUCGGGCUAACUUCUCGCCGCUCCAUCCGACUCCCCAGGGUCGGUGCCGUAGCCCGCUUUCCCUUCACGUGGAGACCGAGGACUUUCGCACGCUCCCAAACCCUACACUACUCGGCGUCGUCGUUUUGCCGAGCUCUUGUCGCCAAGCCCAACCGAGGCUACAGAAGGUUCACUGCGGCUGCGAGCAGCGCAACGACGUCGCAGAGCGAGAGCUCCGACGUUUUGACCCAGAUUGAGCCGGAUAAUCGCAUCCCCGCCACCAUAAUCACCGGUUUCUUGGGCUCCGGAAAGACUACAUUACUUAACCAUAUAUUGACCGCGGAACACGGGAAGCGAAUCGCGGUGAUUGAGAACGAGUAUGGUGAGAUAGAUAUUGAUGGUUCUUUGGUUGCUGCGAAAACCACUGGGGCCGAAGACAUUGUUAUGUUGAAUAAUGGUUGCCUUUGCUGCACUGUGAGGGGUGAUCUUGUGCGGAUGAUUGCGGACUUGGUGAAUAAGAAGAAGGGGUUUGAUCAUAUUGUUAUAGAGACUACUGGAUUGGCAAAUCCGGCACCGAUCAUUCAAACCUUUUAUGCUGAAGAUCAGGUUUUUAAUGAUGUCAAGUUGGACGGUGUUGUAACGUUAGUUGAUGCUAAGCAUGCUGUUUUUCAUUUGGAUGAAGUUAAGCCAAAAGGAGUUGUCAAUGAGGCUGUAGAGCAGAUUGCUUAUGCUGACCGUAUCAUUGUCAAUAAGACCGAUCUUGUUGGUGAGCCAGAAAUUGCUUCUUUGGUGCAACGAAUUAAGAACAUCAAUGGCAUGGCUCAAUUGAAGCGGACAGAGUUUGGGAAAGUUAACCUGGAUUAUGUUCUUGGUAUUGGAGGAUUUGAUUUGGAGAGGAUAGAGAGUGCUAUUGAUGCUGAAGGUGAAAAGGAAGAUCAUGACCAUCACCAUGAUCAUGACCAUGAUCAUCAUCACCAUCAUGAUGAGAAACACGAUCACAAGCAUGAUCAUCAUGAUGAUCACCACGCCCAUGAUCAUGUUCAUGAUCCUGGUGUUUCUUCUGUCAGCAUAGUUUGUGAAGGGAACUUAGAUCUUGAAAAGGCUAACAUAUGGCUUGGUACGCUGUUGUUGGAACGAAGCGAGGACAUAUAUCGUAUGAAAGGUCUUCUAUCUGUUCAAGGAAUGAAAGAGAGAUUUGUCUUCCAGGGAGUUCACGAUAUAUUCCAAGGCUCGCCUGAUCGGCUGUGGGGCCCCAACGAGCCAAGAACGAACAAGAUUGUUUUCAUAGGGAAGAACUUGGAUGCGCAGGAGUUGGAAAAGGGUUUUAAAGGCUGUUUACUGUGAUUUCUGAGACAAAGCUCGGUACUUUUAUUCCCCUAUUAAAGAUUGACCAAAAGGGAUGAUUGAACAUUUUGUUGUACAUGUUCAUGUGUUGUAGCCGGAAACAGUGAACGAGUCACGACAGAGAGAAUCGAUGGAUGAUUUUACAUGAUAGUAAAUGCUUAUUUCCACAUUA
Messenger RNA from Pyrus x bretschneideri (Chinese white pear), 1678 nucleotides. Its product is annotated as COBW domain-containing protein 1. The record is from RefSeq and is a predicted model, not a curated record. Gene Ontology annotation, cellular component: cytoplasm. NCBI's taxonomy places the organism in Eukaryota, Viridiplantae, Streptophyta, Magnoliopsida, Rosales, Rosaceae.